CGCAACCCCAUUACAAAUAUCUAGAGAACAAAAAAGAAAGAAAAAGAAAAACUAAAAAUAAACUUGGUCUACUGGAAGCUGUAUGAUUGUUUUAUGAUUGCCAUUAAAAUUUAAAGGAAAAAGAUAGCUAAGACACGGACUUAAUUCUCCCUGACCAAAAUAUUUAAAGUUUGGUUUCCCAUCUUUCUUCCUAUGUAGGUGAAUAGGGGCGAUCCCUCUUCAGUCUUCACCCCCUAAUAAACUGAAGAAAUCCCCGAAAGGUUAGAAACAGAUAACAGGUUCUUCAUGCGUUGAGAAUUGAAGAUUGAACCGAGGAAGUAGAGAUUUUUGUUGAGAAGUGAAGAUCUGUGAAGAUGGCAGGUGGGUCUCUCGCUCCGGCUGGAGUGGCCAAGGAGAGAGCAGAGCAGUACAAAGGAAGAGUCACACCUUAUGUGGUUAUUGCAUGUCUUGUGGCUGCUGUUGGUGGCUCAAUUUUUGGUUAUGAUAUAGGAAUUUCAGGUGGGGUGACAUCUAUGGAUCCCUUCCUUGAAAAAUUCUUUCCCACUGUGCACAAAAACAAGAUGCGUGCACACGAAAACAAUUACUGCAAGUACAAUAAUCAAGGGCUUGCAGCGUUUACCUCUUCCCUAUAUCUUGCUGGAUUAGUUUCCUCAUUGGUGGCCUCUCCCGUCACCAGGAACUACGGGCGCCGUGCAAGCAUAGUCUGCGGUGGGAUUAGUUUUCUUGUGGGGGCAACUCUAAAUGCUGCCGCUGUCAAUCUUGAAAUGCUCAUCCUAGGAAGAAUAAUGCUCGGAGUAGGCAUCGGCUUUGGGAAUCAGGCAGUUCCACUCUACUUAUCAGAGAUGGCACCAACUCAUCUUCGGGGAGGCCUGAACAUGAUGUUUCAGCUGGCAACUACUCUUGGGAUCUUCACGGCAAAUAUGAUCAAUUAUGGAACACAGAAGCUUGAUCCAUGGGGAUGGAGACUCUCUCUGGGUUUGGCUGCAUUUCCAGCUCUGUUAAUGACGGUGGGAGGCUUUCUUCUACCUGAGACACCCAACAGUUUAAUGGAGAGGGGAGCAAAAGAAAAGGGAAGAAAAAUCCUUGAGAAAAUCCGAGGCACAAACGAUGUGGAUGCAGAGUAUGAAGACAUCCUAGAAGCAAGUGAAUUUGCUAAUUCAAUCAAACAUCCUUUUAGAAACAUCUUUAAGAGGAGAAACAGACCACAGUUGGUCAUGUCAAUUUUCAUGCCAACAUUUCAGAUCCUCACAGGCAUAAACUCAAUUCUAUUUUAUGCUCCAGUGUUGUUUCAGAGCAUGGGGUUUGGGGGAGAAGCUGCUCUCUACUCCUCAGCUGCAACAGGAGCAGUUCUAGCCUCUUCGACGCUGAUUUCGAUAGCAACCGUCGACAGAUUGGGCCGUAGAGUACUGCUGAUCUCUGGUGGAAUACAAAUGAUAACAUGCCAGGUCGUGGUCGCUAUUAUCCUAGGGGUAAAGUUUGGGAACAACCAGGAGCUACCAAAAGGGUUCUCGAUUCUGGUGGUGAUAGUGAUUUGCCUCUUCGUUCUGGCCUUCGGAUGGUCAUGGGGGCCACUAGGUUGGACAAUACCGAGCGAGAUAUUCCCUUUGGAAACUCGAUCGGCCGGACAAAGCAUCACAGUAGCAGUGAACCUUCUUUUCACCUUCAUAAUCGCGCAAUCGUUUCUUUCCCUGCUCUGCGGUCUGAAGUACGGCAUCUUCCUGUUCUUCGCCGGUUGGAUCACUGUGAUGACCGUCUUCGUCUACAUCUUCCUGCCCGAAACGAAAGGAAUUCCGAUUGAAGAGAUGAUACUGAUGUGGAGAAAGCACUGGUUCUGGAAGAAGAUCAUGCCUCCAAUUGCAGACGAUGAACAGAGUAAGGAUGGCAUAUGAUUCUCCGUCGAAAUCUGAUCAACGAUAAAUCAAUAGAACAAUAAAACUUCCAUAUACAUUAAGUUCUAUCCCUUUGUUGAUUGUCAUUCAAACCUCCGAAACGCAGAAGAAGCAAUUUAGAAAGAUCUUAAGCGAAGGAAGUAUGAAAAUUUUCAGAUUACAUACAUGAAACCAAAUUUCCCGCGGCAGUAAGGAGCUCGAAUUCCCGCCCUGUAUUUUGUAAUAUUCUAUCCUGGAAUUCCAAAUUCCAUGGUUAUAAAUUUUCAUAUUUGUUUAUAAUAGUUUCUUGAAUUUUAAAAUUUU
Messenger RNA from Momordica charantia (bitter melon), 2192 nucleotides. It is a transcript of the gene STP7, whose product is annotated as sugar transporter protein 7. Gene Ontology annotation, biological process: monosaccharide transmembrane transport. Gene Ontology annotation, cellular component: membrane. The record is from RefSeq and is a predicted model, not a curated record. Gene Ontology annotation, molecular function: monosaccharide transmembrane transporter activity. NCBI's taxonomy places the organism in Eukaryota, Viridiplantae, Streptophyta, Magnoliopsida, Cucurbitales, Cucurbitaceae.